UACAUCAAACUCACAAACGUAAAAUCUAAAGUUGUAUCUGUUAAUUUUUCUAAUAAUACGGUCUUUAUUCUACAAUUUGUUAUUCAUUUUAUUUUUUAAGUAAAUAAUGUUUCCGUAUUUGAAAAAUUUCAUUUGUUUAUUCAUUUUAUUAAAUACUGUUUCGAAUGUUUUAUCAAUAAAAUGUUGGAACUGCAGAUCAAAUAAUGAUCCAAAAUGUGCAGAUCCUUUCGAUAACAGUACUGUUCCCAUAACUGAUUGUGUACAAGAAAAAGGAUUGUCACAUUUACCAGGCUUACGACCAAGCAUGUGCCGAAAAAUAAGACAAAAAGUAAACGGAGAAUGGCGUUAUUUCAGAGACUGUGCUUAUUUGGGUGAAGUUGGAAUACAAGGAGAUGAAAGGUUUUGUUUAAUGAGGACAGGAACCUAUAAUAUAUUUCUAGAAUACUGUACUUGCAACAGUAAAGAUGGAUGUAAUUCAUCAUCAUUGAUAAAUCCUUUGCCAUUAUUAACUUUCAUGUCAUUGGUACUUAUUUAUUUUAAAAGUUCAUGAUUUUAAUUAAUUUUGAUCACAGAUUCACAUUACAUUUUUAUAAUCUGUUAUGAAAUGAAUUAACAAUAAUAAUGAAAUUGUUAAAUUAUCCGUGACAUAAAAAUCUUUAUUAGCCAUUUUUAUUUGUUUUGUCUAUCCUUAGUCUAGUUGAUUAUCCAAAGCAAUAUGAUUUUUCAACUACUUCCUCUUUUUAAAAUGUGAAUCUCAUUUUUAUAUUAUUAUACUUUUUUAUUGUUAUAUUUCAGUAAGAAUCAUAUUUUAAUUGAUAAUAAUUAGCUACACACAAAUUAGAUUAACUGAUAAUUAAGACAUGUUGAGAUUGUUCUGAAAAUUAAUCAUUGCCUCAACCAUUGCCUUAAUUAUUAGCAUAGAGUUAUAUAAUAAGAAAGUGUUAUAUUUCAAUAAUACACAUACAAUAAUGAAAACUUAUUGAUGUAAACAUCUUUUACAUUUAAUAAAUAUAUUUAUUAAUUACAUUUCAUUAUUAAAUGGUUAAUAAAUAAGUGAAAAUCAUUUGACCAGCUUACAUGCACUCUCUCAAACUUAGAUUAUAAUAUUUUUCACUCUUAUUAUUUUGAAUAGCAAUACAAAUAUAAUAUACCUGACAUUUGGUAUAAAUUAAAUAAGGUAUAUCAUUCGAAAAUGUUCAAUAUUUUUGAAGCACAAUUAACAUUUUUUUACUAGUGAAGCAUUUCAAUAUGUAAUAUCUCUCAAAAGGUUCCUCACUUUUAACGAAACGCACGGAAGGAAAUUAAAUUUUGACUUGUUAACUUUGACUUUUUAUAAUAUAUCAUGUUAAGCUAUAAAAUUCUCAUAUUACUUCCUAAUAUUUUUUGUUUGUAAAUUAAGUAUUAGAGCUUGUAAACAAUUAUGUAUGUAUUAUAUAUAGAAAUAAUUAAGACUGAAUGUUCCGUCCAUUGUAAUAAAUAGAUUUAUAUUUUACACCUUUUGUAUCUAUUAUUAAAUAUACCAUUUGUGACAAUUUGUUU
Molecule: messenger RNA, 1539 nt
Organism: Nymphalis io (European peacock)
Lineage: Eukaryota; Metazoa; Arthropoda; Insecta; Lepidoptera; Nymphalidae
Gene: crok
Exons: 3
Coding region: 107-550 (147 amino acids)
Biological process (GO): sleep; positive regulation of voltage-gated potassium channel activity; regulation of synaptic transmission, cholinergic
Source: RefSeq, a predicted model, not a curated record